Messenger RNA from Exophiala viscosa, 1116 nucleotides. Its product is annotated as kinase-like domain-containing protein. The transcript has 3 exons. Bases 1 to 1116 code for a protein of 371 amino acids. Lineage: Eukaryota; Fungi; Ascomycota; Eurotiomycetes; Chaetothyriales; Herpotrichiellaceae. The record is from RefSeq and is a predicted model, not a curated record.
AUGGCAGGCCAAGUCAGACAGCCGAUCGAUUUGCCCUCGUUAGAGCGCUACAUUGACAAGAAUGUGGCUGAGAUCAAGACCCCACUGGAACUGAAGCAGUUCGGCUUUGGCCAGUCCAAUCCUACAUAUCAGAUCACCGACUCGACUGGCACGAAAUAUGUGAUGCGAAAGGCACCACCGGGCAAACUGCUUUCAAAGACUGCACAUCGAGUAGAUCGGGAGUACAAGAUCAUCAAGGCUCUUGAAGAGACGGAUGUGCCUGUACCGAAGGCAUACUGCAUGUGCGAAGACAGUGGUGUCAUUGGAACACCAUUCUACGUUAUGGAAUUCCUGGAUGGCCGCAUGGUCACUGAGCCACAUUUUCCCGGCUUCAGUGCGGAGGAGAGAACAGAAAUGUGGCGCGAUGCUAUACGGACACUGGCAAAAUUCCACCGAGUUGACUUCAAAAAGGUCGGUCUUUCAGAUUUUGGUCGACAUGGCGGGUUUUACGACCGCCAGUUAAAGACCUUCGGCACUUUAUCGAAGGCGCAAGCUGCUGUUGCAGACGUGGAUACCAAAGUGCCCGUAGGCGAUAUACCUCAUUUCGAUGACAUGGUUGCUUUCUUCAAACAAAAGUCGACACAACCGAAGGAUCGCACGACCCUGAUCCAUGGAGACUAUAAGAUCGACAACCUCGUAUUCCACAAGACUGAACCACGAGUUAUUGGAAUUCUCGAUUGGGAAAUGGCCACCAUCGGACAUCCAUUAUCAGAUUUCGUGAAUGUGACGGCGCCAUGGGUUUGGGUGGGAAGGGUGAGUGGUUCUGCUCAUUCCGGCAAGGAGGUGGAACACUUUGCAUCCGGCGCAACCCCGGGCCUGCCUUCGUUGGAUCAAGUAACAGAAUGGUACACUGAGGAUUCUGGUUAUGAUGUUCGUCCGGAACUGGCUUGGGGCAACGCCUUUGGAGGAUACAGGGGCGCCAUUAUCAUGCAGGGCAUCGCAGCGAGGUAUGCUCAACGCCAGGCAAGUGGCACGACCGCCAAAAACUAUGCUGCACAGAUGAGCCCGUAUGGUGAGUGGGCUUAUAGUCUGGUGAAACAAUUGCAGGAGACCUCCGGGGCCAAGGUGAAGCUGUAG